GGGUGGAGUUAUGGGCAGCGCUUUUAGGAAUGGGUCCGAAACAUAUUUAGUUAGUCAAGACAGUUACGGAGAAGAGUUGAAAACACCUGAUGAUCUCUUGGACAAUCCGCUCCAUAUCUCAUUUAAGUGUUAAAAGAUAAUCUACCUCGAAUCUUGAUUUUUGUUGAGUUUUGUGUUAUUUCUCUGAAGCCUCUCCAGUUGUAAAUCUCAUAUUGCUAAUUUUUAUAGAAAUACUUAAAAAUAACGUAACUAGGUGAUAAGGAAACAUUGCACUAUAUUUUUAAUUGUUUGUAUUCUACUAUUUUGCACUAAAAUAUUGGUGAAGAUGCACACCACGCAGAAGGACACGACCUACACGAAGAUUUUUGUCGGGGGUCUUCCGUAUCACACAACGGAUUCCAGUCUCAGGAAAUAUUUUGAAGUGUUCGGAGAAAUUGAAGAAGCUGUCGUGAUUACCGAUCGACAGACCGGCAAAUCCAGGGGGUAUGGAUUUGUGACGAUGGCUGACCGCUCGGCUGCAGACAGGGCCUGUAAAGAUCCGAACCCCAUCAUCGACGGCAGGAAAGCCAACGUCAACCUGGCGUACCUGGGGGCCAAGCCACGGGUGAUGCAGCCAGGUUUCACCUUUGGUGUUCCACAAAUUCAUCCUGCCUUUAUCCAAAGGCCUUAUGGGAUCCCUGCUCACUAUGUGUACCCUCAGGCCUUCAUGCAGCCAAGCACCAUGGUCAUCCCUCACGGCAUGCAGCCCAGUGCCGCCUCUGCCUCCACCGCCUCCUCCCCGUACAUCGACUACACUGGAGCAGCCUACGCUCAGUACUCUGCCGCCGCGGCUAGCGCUGCUGCCGCCGCAGCCUACGAGCAGUAUCCCUACGCCGCCUCCCCUGCGGCGGCCGGGUACCUAACCGCAGCCGGAUAUGGCUAUGUUCAGCAGCCCCUGGCUACGGCCGCACCGGGUUCAGCCGUCGCUGCGGCCGCAGCCUUCGGUCAGUACCAGCCUCAGCAGCUGCAAGCAGACCGCAUGCAAUAGCAGCCACUGCAGCCAUUGGACACAAUGGGAUGGGAGGCCCGCGGCCGGCCUCGGCUGAUUGGCUGUGAAGAGGAGAGGACGAUGAAGAGGAAGAGAGAGGGGCCGUGUCGGUAAGAGGGUGAAGAUGAUGAUGAUGAUGGUGAGGUGGGAACUCCAUACAGUAGCUUUCCAACUUGCUGUGUUUAAACCAAAAACUUUAUAAAUUCACAAAACUAAGUAAGGAAGGUGGAUUUAUCCUUAUGAUUAUUAUUGUUGUUAUUAAUAUAAAUAUUACUAUCAUUAUAAUUGUAGUAGAGUAUUUAUUUCUAGAGGAGAAAUGCAACAACUAAUCACAGUGGUUGUAGCUUGGUGUAAAACAUGACUUUAUGUUCCAUUGCUGUCAUUAACAUAGGAGAGAGAGAGCGUUCUCUUUAUGGGACACUUAGACGUGUCCCGAAGUGCCCUUGCAACCUAUAUUUACUAUCACAUUUCGAGGGCUCUUGUCCUUCUGUCUUUUCAAGUGCAUUGAAGUAAAUUGUCUGAUAAUCAGGGAAAUGUAUCAGUUUCCAGUGUGUUAGUAAAGACAACCUCUGCAUGUCAGGGAGUAGUUGAAAUAACUGUGGAGAAAAGGAGAAGAUUUGUAGCUCGUGUCACACGUUAAGAACUACCUUUUUAACUUCCUGAUGCUGAAUGUCCCUUUUUUGACUCUGUAUCUUGACCUCUUGACCUAUGCAAAGCAAACAAUUUACCAGGAGACAAAAAAACUGCAGGAAUAACCGAAAAUGUCGUCAACUCUUCAAAGGGCAUCACUAACAAUAUGAAGGCAACUCACAGAGAGAGAAAGAAAAGCAUGUUUUCAGACAAUGAGAAGCACCAAAUCAGUUAGUCUCAAACACAUGGCUGCAUGCAAACACACGCACACACACACACGCAUACACAGUUGCGUACAUAGUGGUAAAGGUCAAUGGGACCGGUCGUGCUCUCUGCCUCUGUGCAAUGGGAUCUAGUCAGAGAGAAAGAGAGAGGGAGGGAGAGGGAGAGAGAGAGGGAGCAGCUGGGGAGGGGGCUGGCACAGUUCGCCCAGCGCCACACAGACGGAUCACUCUGGAAAUAACGCAUCACUUGUCCUCAUUUGUUGAGCUGUCACAUUUUAAUCCCAGGGCCCAUUUGGGAACUGUCUCUUCUCUGUCCUGCCUGCCUGGCCCUGUCAGCACUUCCACCUCUGUCCUCUAUCCUCUGUCCUCUGUCCUAGAGCCGACCGGCUGGGCUGGUGUCAGGUACACACACACUUCCCUCCUAUGCUAACCCUCACCAACCCCCUGGCCCUGUACCCACUCCUCACAGCCUCACCAAUCCCCUGGCCCUGUACCCUGGCCCUGUACCCACUCCUCACAGCCUCACCAACCCCCUGACCCUGUACCCACUCCUCACAGCCUCACCAACCCCCUGGCCCUGUACCCACUCCUCACAGCCUCACCAAUCCCCUGGCCCUGUACCCUGGCCCUGUACCCACUCCUCACAGCCUCACCAACCCCCUGACCCUGUACCCACUCCUCACAGCCUCACCAACCCCCUGGCCCUGUACCCACUCCUCACAGCCUCACCAAUCCCCUGGCCCUGUACCCUGGCCCUGUACCCACUCAUCACAGCCUCACCAAUCCCCUGGCCCUGUACCCACUCCUCACAGCCUCACCAACCCCCUGACCCUGUACCCUGGCCCUGUACCCACUCAUCACAGCCUCACCAAUCCCCUGGCCCUGUACCCACUCCUCACAGCCUCACCAAUCCCCUGGCCCUGUACCCACUCCUCACAGCCUCACCAAUCCCCUGGCCCUGUACCCUGGCCCUGUACCCACUCCUCACAGCCUCACCAAUCCCCUGGCCCUGUACCCACUCCUCACAGCCUCACCAACCCCCUGGCCCUGUACCCUGGCCCUGUACCCACAUUUCUCACAGCCUCACCAAUCCCCUGGCCCUGUACCCACUCCUCACAGCCUCACCAACCCCCUGGCCCUGUACCCACUCCUCACAGCCUCACCAACCCCCUGGCCCUGUACCCACUCCUCACAGCCUCACCAAUCCCCUGGCCCUGUACCCACUCCUCACAGCCUCACCAACCCCCUGGCCCUGUACCCUGGGGUGGUGAUGGGGGAUGUAGAGAAGGGGGGGGGGGGGGGGCUGCAGGCGCUUGACAUAUGAAUCUAUGGGUUCUUAGUGUGCCUUACAUUUGUAUUGCUAUUUAAGAGAGUAAGAAAGGAGAUCUACUAUUUAAGAGAGUAAGAAAGGAGAUCUACUAUUUAAGAGAGUAAGAAAGGAGAUCUACUAUUUAAGAGAGUAAGAAAGGAGAUCUACUAUUUAAAAUAUUUAUUUUCAGAUUGGACUAUGUUCUAUGCGCUCUAAGGACAGAGAAUUAGUGGUGGUACUGUAUUCAUUUUAUUAUGUAUUCAUCUCAAGGUAUAUAAGUUAUUGGGUAGAUUUAGUUGUAUUAUAAUUAUUAUUAACAUACUCAACCAAAAAUGUUAAUGUAGGAUUUAUACAAGAUACAAUUCUGUAUGUGCACUGUACAAUUAUACUUUUUGCCUUUUGAAAUCUUAGAAUAAAUAUUGGUUAGUUGAAUGCCUUUUCUAUGAAACCUUAUUUAAAUGCAGGCCUGUUUGCGUGCAGACUGUUACUCUUUUGUGUUUAGAACGGUUGGAAAAGACAAACAAAAUCCUGACAAAAAUGAGCUAAUUGCUGCUUUAUACAUUAGAAUGUAUAGUUAUUGUCAUGGUUCGGAUAGUUGUGCUUCUAUUGCUUUUAAUAUACAUCAGAUGAGCUAUUUUACACUGUUGGGAAUUUUUAUACUUGAACUAUUUCUUACAAGGGAAAAUAUGAAAAAUAAAUGACAAAAAAAAACAUUUUAAGGAAGCUUUUUAUUGUCACUGGAUUAAGGCAUGUACAGUGUUAUUUACUAUAUUUAAAUGCAAAGGUCCUGUUGGUAGUAAAACUGUAUUUCAGAAUUUCAACACUAUUUACUCUAAAUUGAAAUAAAAGGUUCUAUAUUUAAAAACAAUACUGUUGUUUUUUUUAAGAUGGAUGUUGAAUUGAUGUUAAGUUGAUGUCAAAUUGAUGUUAAAUUGAUGUUGAAUUGAUGUUGUCUUCAGGUUGGGUGUCUUUUUGUGGGCCUUAGUAUGGAGGCCUGAGACAAUUGAUAGUCUGCAGAGCAAAUUAGGUAUGAAGCUGCCAAAGCUGUUGAUGUCUAUUAAACACCUAUAAACAGA
Messenger RNA from Oncorhynchus mykiss (rainbow trout), 4266 nucleotides. RefSeq names its product RNA binding motif protein 24a (gene rbm24a). Gene Ontology annotation, cellular component: nucleus; cytosol. Lineage: Eukaryota; Metazoa; Chordata; Actinopteri; Salmoniformes; Salmonidae. The record is from RefSeq and is a predicted model, not a curated record. Gene Ontology annotation, biological process: regulation of alternative mRNA splicing, via spliceosome; mRNA stabilization; positive regulation of myotube differentiation. Gene Ontology annotation, molecular function: mRNA 3'-UTR binding.